UCCCGACCAGAAGCCUCCUUAAAGCCGCCGUUACGCACCGGUCCUAUCAGACGUCAUGACCUCCAGCGCCAAGGACCUCCCCGGAGAUGCGCAGAGCGCGGACGCGGCCGCCGCCCUGCUGGCCUCGCUCCACCUGAUGCCCUCCCCGCUGCCCAACCCGGACAUCAAGCACACCCAGAUCUUCAUCGACAACGAGUGGCAUGACUCCGUCAGUGGGAAAGUCUUCCCAGUUUACGACCCGGCCACUGGGGAGCAGAUCUGUGAGGUCCAGGAAGCAGACAAGGCUGACGUGGACAAGGCGGUGCAGGCCGCACGCCGCGCCUUCGCCCUGGGCUCGCCGUGGCGCCGGAUGGAUGCUUCGGAGCGAGGUCGACUGCUGGCCAAACUGGCCGACCUGGUGGAGAGAGACAGCGUCUACUUAGCGACGAUGGAGUCGCUGGACUGCGGGAAGCCCUUCCUGACCACCCUGUUUGUGGAUCUCCAGGGAACCAUAAAGACUCUGAGAUACUUUGCCGGCUACGCCGACAAGAUCCAUGGCACCACCAUUCCAAUGGAUGGGGAGUAUCUUACAUUUACCAGACACGAGCCAAUUGGAGUCUGCGGACAAAUUAUCCCUUGGAACUUCCCCCUGAUGAUGGCUGCGUGGAAGCUGGGCCCGGCGCUGGCGGCGGGGAACGCGGUGGUCCUGAAGCCCGCCGAGCAGACCCCCCUCACCUGCCUCUACCUGGGGGCGCUGGUCAGAGAGGCCGGCUUUCCGCCGGGAGUCGUCAAUAUUUUGCCGGGGUUCGGGCCAACGGCGGGAUCUGCCAUCGCCUCUCACAUGGGCAUCGACAAAGUGGCGUUCACGGGUUCCACUGAGGUGGGCAAGCUGAUCCAAGAGGCAGCUGGACGCAGUAACCUGAAGAGGGUGACGCUGGAGCUGGGCGGAAAGAACCCCAACAUCAUAUUCGCAGAUGCUGAUAUGGACCUGGCCGUGGAGCAGGCCCACCAGGGGGUGUUCUUCAACGCGGGCCAGUGCUGCACCGCCGGCUCACGCAUCUUCGUGGAGGAGCCCAUCUACGAGGAGUUUGUCCGCCGCAGCGUGGAGAGGGCCAAGAGGAGGGUCCUGGGGAGCCCCUCCGACCCCACCACCGAGCAGGGCCCGCAGAUCAGCCAGGAGCAGCAGGCCCGGGUCCUGGAGCUCAUCCAGAGCGGUAUCAGCGAGGGGGCGACGCUGGAGUGCGGGGGCAAAGCCCACGGGCUGAAGGGCUUCUACGUGGAGCCCACCGUCUUCUCCAACGUGACGGACGACAUGCGCAUCGCCAAGGAGGAGAUCUUCGGGCCGGUACAGCAGAUCAUGAAGUUCAAGACCCUGGAGGAGGUGAUCGAACGAGCCAACGACACUGUCUACGGCCUGGCCGCCGCCGUGUUCACCAACGACAUCAACAAGGCCAUGGCCAUCUCCACCGCCGUACAGGCCGGCACCGUGUGGAUUAACUGCUACAACGCCCUGAGCACACAGUGUCCAUUCGGAGGAUACAAGAUGUCCGGUAACGGUCGAGAGCUGGGGGAGUGUGGCCUGAAGGAGUACUCCGAGGUGAAGACCAUCACCAUGAGGCUGCUGGCCAAGAACUCCUAAUGGCGCCGCUGGUGGCGGUGGGGGGGGGCGUGGCCUCCCUCGGCCCGCCCGCUCCGUGGAGGCCAGCCUCGCGGCCGUCUGCACCGUGGAUCACUCCAGGCUGACCUCAGCUCCACCGCGCCGCUCGGACAACACCUCCCAAACCCGCCGCCUCCCAAAGCCAGUGUGUUGGUGCCGUCACCACAAGGAAACCCGUCACCUCGCCUCUCUGAUCCCACUAACUACACGUCAGCACUCUGAGAAACAAUGGUGACACCCUGCAAGGAACUACAUUACCCAGACACCUCUACUGCUGACACCGCUUGGCCCUGAGCCGGGAGCGACGGGACGGGAUCAACGCACUUCCACUCAUCCUGCGUCGUCGGCGUCGGUGCGUCGGUGGAGACGGAAGUCGUGUUGCGUGCAGAAUCACUUCUAAAACCUCAUCCUAUACACGGCAGUCCGCCACGAGAACGUCUUACGCAAAGAGUCCGUUUAGUCCACUGACGUGUUGAACCUCAGAUAUGAUUGGACGAGUCCGGUUAUAUGUUAAUUCCUAAUUUUAAUUAAUGACUUAUGUCUUUGUUUAAUGUUAGCUUUUAUGACUUAACACUGUAUGUGAUUUGUUUUGGACUUUGAUGUAAAGAACGACGUUAACCUCUGUCCAGAGGCCAUCAUCAUGUUACACAUUCUCCUCGAUACCCGUGUAUGUGUAUGUAAUGUUUGUUUAAUCAUAUAGUAUGAAAUAUAAUAGUUUAAAAUUGACCAUGGUUUUUUUUAGUAAAAGAAACCUUUUCUUUCAAA
Gadus macrocephalus (Pacific cod) is the source of this 2401-nucleotide messenger RNA. RefSeq names its product aldehyde dehydrogenase 1 family, member A2 (gene aldh1a2). The coding region runs from base 56 to 1618 and encodes 520 amino acids. NCBI's taxonomy places the organism in Eukaryota, Metazoa, Chordata, Actinopteri, Gadiformes, Gadidae. Gene Ontology annotation, molecular function: aldehyde dehydrogenase (NAD+) activity. The transcript is spliced from 13 exons. The record is from RefSeq and is a predicted model, not a curated record.